Penicillium cataractarum is the source of this 384-nucleotide messenger RNA. RefSeq lists its product as uncharacterized. The transcript has a single exon. The record is from RefSeq and is a predicted model, not a curated record. The coding region runs from base 1 to 384 and encodes 127 amino acids. Gene Ontology annotation, molecular function: chloride channel activity. Lineage: Eukaryota; Fungi; Ascomycota; Eurotiomycetes; Eurotiales; Aspergillaceae.
AUGGUCGACGAGAUGGGUUGGUGGGCCAUCCCGAUUGUCUGCCUGGUGAUAUUCACUCUGUACGGCAUCGAGGGUAUUGGUUCACAACUGGAAGAUCCAUUCGGCUAUGACAGGAAUGACAUCAAGAUGGACGCGCUGGUUGGCGAUACCAAGAUCGAGAUUGACGUUGUCCUCACAGAAUGGCGCACAUACUCCAAGGCCAUGGAGAGUUCCUGGUAUGGAAAUGACGGGGCCCACGGUCACGGAGAGCGAUGCUUGGAUGCUGGCGCUCAACCAGGCGCAAAUGGAGAUAAACAGAAGAAAGAGAAGUACACACCUCCUGAUCUGUUUUUGAGGUUGAGGCCACGUACACUGGGCGAUAACGGACAUCGAGAGACCGCAUAG